Molecule: messenger RNA, 2141 nt
Organism: Callorhinchus milii (elephant shark)
Lineage: Eukaryota; Metazoa; Chordata; Chondrichthyes; Chimaeriformes; Callorhinchidae
Gene: cers1
Product: ceramide synthase 1
Exons: 7
Biological process (GO): ceramide biosynthetic process
Cellular component (GO): membrane
Molecular function (GO): sphingosine N-acyltransferase activity
Source: RefSeq, a predicted model, not a curated record
CAACAGGGGGUGGUGGGGGUGGGGUUGGGGGGUGUCCAGGGGGGUGUCGAGGAGAUGCCCGGCUACGCCGAGAUGCUGGCCAAGAGCUUGGGCUCGCUGACCGCGGCGUGCGUGGAGUGCCGGGGCUGCGGCUUCGACCUGACCCGCCGGACCUUCGUCCAGCACUGCUGCCUGUCCGCCACCGACGCCCUCCUCUUCGUGCUCUGCGCCGUGACUUGGACUUUACUCCGCAAAGCCACCACCAGCUGCUUCUUCCAGCCACUGGGCCGGUGGUGUCGCCUCCAUCCCAGAGAUGCAGCUAAGAUGCCAGAGAGCGCCUGGAAGCUGUUGUUCUACACCGGGUCCUGGUCCUACAGCACCUAUCUCCUCUUCUGCACCCACUAUCCUUUCUUCCACCACCCGCCCUCCGUCUUUCAUGAUUGGAAGUCGGGGAUGGAAGUUCCGAGAGAUAUCGCCAUCGCGUAUCUCAUCCAGGCCAGCUUCUACGGUCACGCUAUCUAUGCCGCCUUCUACAUGGACACCUGGAGGAAAGACUCUAUCGUGAUGUUAGUCCAUCACAUUAUAACUCUGGUCCUCAUCUCCUUCUCCUACGCCUUCAGGUAUCACAACAUUGGAAUCCUGGUGCUUUUCUUGCACGACAUCAACGAUAUUCAGCUGGAAUUCACCAAACUCAACGUUUACUUCAAAAACCGAGGUGGUGUGUACCACAGACUGAAUGACGUGGUAUCCAACAUUGGCUGUGGCUCCUUUGCCGUGAGCUGGUUCUGGUUCCGACUUUAUUGGUUUCCCCUCAAGGUGUUGUACGCGUCCUGUCACUCCAGUCUGCAGUCUGUUCCCAAUAUUCCUUUCUACUUUUUCUUCAACAUUCUCCUGCUUACCCUGACUCUGAUGAAUAUCUAUUGGUUUCUGUACAUUGUCCUCCUAGCGCUGAAAGUGCUGACUGGUCAAAUGAACGAGGUAAACGACGUCCGAGAAUACGACAUCGAUGAGAGUCAGCCCGAGGAUGAGGGUCAGCCUGUGGUCCCAGACAAGAAAAGCCCCGACCUUCACUCCAAGAACUGUUACAAAGAAGGGAAACACCUAAGGAACGGGAUUGUCAAGAGCAAGAGGCUAUAACGCAGAGCCACCUUUCCAAGGACCUCGCUGCCAUCUGGCUUUGGUGGUGAAUCAAGCGGCUCAGUCUGAUUCCAACUUCCCUUCAUUCAUUUCGGAUUGAAACUCUGAAACAUCGACCGAAGGCUGAUGCUGCAACGUCCAACUUCCUUAGGAAUCCUGGAGCUCCUGCUUUUCCAGUUCAUUUCCCAUCUUCCUUCUCUAACGCAAUUUUUAGUUUGCUGCUUUCUACCGUAGGAUUACAGAGUGGCCACAUUCCCUGCUUGUCGAGACCAUUAUUGUUUCCGUUGCUUUGCCCGUUUUCCCUUGAAAUCUGAGCGUGUCCCGGUUUUAGGGGGAAAUACUUCUUUUCAGUUACCCUCCAGGAGCUGAGAACAAUCCUCAUCUCAAAUCACUGCAAUCAAAUCCCCCCACUCUCUCUCCCCACCCUCUCUUCCCCCUCCUCCCACUCUAGCAUGUUGCGAACUGCAUCUUUCUGCGCCUUUUCACUUAACUAAACAUUCCUCACUUCUGUACCCAGAACCCAGCAACCUGCGUUACAUUCAGACACUGAGAGUAAACAAAGGAGAACAGGAAUAUGAGAGGCCAAUUGAACCUGUUCUGAAAGAUUAUUAGUUCAUAGCAGAUUUUUUAAUUCCACUUAAUCCUCCUCUUAAGAAUCUAUCUUGCCUUUUAAAUUGAUUCUGCUUCUACUGGGGAAGUGUGUUGCUCUGUAGGCUACUUAUUCAUAAAAUAGAAUAUAAAUUAAUGAGUGAAGCUAAAGAGAUGGGGCUAGAGAAGGAUCUUAAAUGAAUGUGCAACAGAAGAGGUAUGUGCUGGACAUACAGAGGAUCACAGCAUAUGGAGAAGGCAGCGGAUUACAGCCUUAUCUCUCCCCCCACUCCCGACCCUGUCACCUUGAGGAUAGACAGGGAAUCAGCAGCCUCGCACUUCUUGAAAUCCAUCUGCUUGGGAGUUUAGGGUUUGACUCAUCUGAAACGCACUGGCUAAAAGGGAGGGGGAAGCAGAUUCGAUAGUAACUUUCAAAA